ACCGUUCCUAGACAUGGUGUACAGUGCUCUAGAUUGUAGUGAAGACGAUUACCAUGCUCUGUUUGUACUCUGUCUCCUCUACGCUGUGUCACACAGCAAAGGGAUCAACCGUGAGUUGUUGGAGAGGCUGCAGUUACCAGUCCCAGACCAGGAGAGGAGCUGUUACAGCCAGGUGUUGGUGGAGAGACUCAUACGAGUGAUGAACGUGGCCGCACAACCAGAUGGUAAGGUACGCCUGGCUACUCUGGAGCUGAGCUGUCUGCUGUUGAAACGUCCGUCCCUCCUCCUCCUCCUCCUCCUCUUCCUCCUCCCUGCUCACUGCAUCAUCAAGGACGUACACCUGGCCUGUCUAGAGGGAGCCAGAGAAGAGAGUCUGCAUCUCCUACGGCGUUUCUAUAAGGGGGAGGAGAUCUUCCUGGACAUGUUUGAAGAUGAGUACAGGAGCAUGACGAGUAAGCCCCUGAACGUGGAGUACCUCAUGAUGGACGCGUCCGUUCUACUUCCUCCUACUGGUACUCCUCUGACUGGAAUAGACUUCGUUAAGAGACUGCCCUGUGGAGGAGUAGAGAAGACCAGACGGGCCAUCCGUGUGUUCUUCAUGCUGAGAUCACUAUCUCUUCAGCUGCAGGGAGAACCAGAGACGCAGCUUCCUCUCACUCGCUCUGAAGACCUCAUCAAGACCGACGAUGUUCUGGACCUAAAUAACAGUGAUCUGAUAGCCUGUAUGGUGGUCAGUAAGGAAGGAGGUCAGGCUCAACGGUUCCUGGCGGUGGAUGUUUACCAGAUGAGUCUGGUUGAACCUGAAACUAAACGGUUGGGCUGGGGAGUGGUCAAGUUCGCUGGUCUGUUACAGGACAUGCAGGUGUCUGGGGUAGAGGAUGACAGCAGAGCUUUAAACAUUAUCAUCCACAAACCCUCGUCCAACCCCCACGCCAAGCCCCUCCCCAUCCUGCAGGCAAACUUCAUAUUCGCCGACCACAUCCGCUGCAUCAUCGCUAAGCAACGCCUGGCCAAGGGCAGGAUACAGGCCAGACGUAUGAAGACACAGAGGAUAGCAGCGUUACUAGACCUUCCUGUCCAGCCCAGUUCGUCAGAGGUUCUGGGCUUCGGCCAGACAGGAAACACUGCUGCCGGAGGUCAACUCCCUUUCCGCUUCUACGACCAAUCGCGUCGAGCGCCCAACGACCCCACCGCACAGAGAUCUGUGUUCGCCUCCGUUGACAAAGUUCCAGGUAAUACACACUUCCUGUUACACACCUACUGUACAUUCACUUCCUGUUACACACCUACCUACUGUACAUUCACUUCCUGUUACACCCCUACCUACUGUACAUUCACUUCCUGUUACACACCUACCUACUGUACAUUCACUUCCUGUUACACACAAUAAUGUACAGAAGCAUGUCA
Oncorhynchus tshawytscha (Chinook salmon) is the source of this 1407-nucleotide messenger RNA. RefSeq names its product protein CLEC16A-like. The record is from RefSeq and is a predicted model, not a curated record. Gene Ontology annotation, biological process: endosomal transport; endosome to lysosome transport; regulation of autophagosome maturation. Gene Ontology annotation, cellular component: endolysosome membrane; late endosome. Lineage: Eukaryota; Metazoa; Chordata; Actinopteri; Salmoniformes; Salmonidae.